Anopheles funestus (African malaria mosquito) is the source of this 4447-nucleotide messenger RNA. It is a transcript of the gene Syn, whose product is annotated as synapsin. The coding region runs from base 1368 to 3026 and encodes 552 amino acids. Gene Ontology annotation, biological process: neurotransmitter secretion. Gene Ontology annotation, cellular component: synaptic vesicle membrane; synaptic vesicle. The transcript has 12 exons. Lineage: Eukaryota; Metazoa; Arthropoda; Insecta; Diptera; Culicidae. The record is from RefSeq and is a predicted model, not a curated record. Gene Ontology annotation, molecular function: ATP binding.
CCAAAUAUAAUAACACUGAUAGGGUUGAAAUGUCACAGUGUGCAACGAAUGAAAGAAGCUUCCGCUAAAAAGCUAGCCGCAUAUUCUCCAUUACAUCCCAUAAAGCGUUCGUGUACAGGGAAUGUAGCUUUUGCUCCCAUUUUGUAGCUUCUUCAAUUUGCUCUCCUUCGGGCAUCACGUUAGUAGGCGUUGAGAGAGUGCGCGCCUGUGAGUGUGUGUGUGUACUUACAUUGCACAUCAUCCGUGCGUGGUAGUAUUUCUCGUGCCGUGCCUGUGUGUGGGAAAACCGACGUUGACUACUACGACGUUGUCCUCCACCUUCGAUCCGAACGGAUAGCUGUCAGGAGCGUAUACAGCAGAAGAUUUUCAUUCUCGUACCGUACAGUGUCGGAGAAAAACGUUCAACCCGUGUGUCGGUCGGUGUGUGCGCGCACUACAAUCCUAAUCAGUGGAAAAUCUUUCCCAAUCUUUGCUUGUGCGCUUUCGUUGCAGGUGUGAAAAAUCGUGAUCGUGAAAAUUUAGUGUUGUAGUGAAAAUCGUUCUCACAGCGGUUGUGCAAGGUGGAAAAGUGUUCAUUCGUUCUCUUUGGGUUAGAAAUCGAUUCCGAUUCUGAUUCCCGGAACGGCAUUAGGCUUUCCAGUACAUCCUUCUGAACGUCUUUUUGACUGGUGGGUUGGAAAAAUAACACAUAUAGAAAAAAAAUAAUUCAAUUCCAACCACAACCUCAGUUUUCAGAUUUGAGGAUAGAACAGCUAUAAAGCACCAUCUUCAAUUGUAAAGGUAGCUAACACGGAAUAAAGUGACCAUCAUACAUCCAACGUCAAGCGCCACAGUAGACCAUUCAUCAGCCCUUAAGCACAGAAAGUACUCAAAGUGCUCGGUGCUUAGAAAAUCAUCAAACGUACGGCAAAGUGUCAACGACCAUCCCAUCCCAGGCAUCCAUCAGCAUCCAUUUCGGGCGCCAAUAAACACGACACCAGCGCGCAAUACACGUACGGCCAGUCACACCCGUCUUACCCAUCCGCACAGAUACACCCACACACACACACGCGCGCGGAAGUCAACUAAGCCGCCACUCGGGUGCGUAGCGUAGUUGUCUUCACUUUCGUUCCGUUCCGUUCAAUAUUAGCGCCAUAUCUGACGCUGGGUGCGGGCGAAUCUGCGCCCCGCCAAAGCAGGAUCCACAAGCCGGCACACUGUCUUUCGCAAGUUUCAAGAGUAGCUUUACCAGCAAUGUUAAUUUCCUGAAGCGCCGUGAUUUCAUUGGCAGAUUCAGCUCGGGAGACCUGUCUUCCGAGUGCGAGGAUGUCGAUCCGAAAGACCUGCCACCCGCAGCUCGCCCACAGCCACCGCUUCAGCAGCAACCGAUGCCGGGAGGUCCGCCGAACAUUCCGCCCCCGCCGGCUCCCGGUACGGCCGGGUCCGUAUCGCCGGGCGGUCCCGUACCGCCCGGUUCCGCCCCACCGACCGGUGGUCCGGAACUUUCGCUAAGCUUCGGCAAGGGACCGGCCCAGCGCGGCACGAGCGCACCCUCCAGUCCGGCCAAAUCGCGCGAAAGCUUACUGCAGCGCGUCCAAAGCUUAACCGGUGCGGCCCGUGAUCAGGGCGCCUCCAUUAUAGGAGCGGCCGUUUCGACUGCCAGCCGCGUUCAGCCUUUUAAUAGGGACAAAUGCUUCACGCUGCUUGUGGUGGACGAUCAAAACACGGACUGGUCGAAGUACUUCCGCGGCAAGCGGCUGCACAGUGACUACGACAUACGCGUCGAGCAGGCUGAGUUCCGCGAGAUCAUGCUGACGGCCAGUGCGGACUCGGGACCGAUGGUCGGUUGCAAUCGGGGCGGUUCCAAGCAAACCAAACCGUUCCGUCCGGACUUUAUUCUGGUGCGUCAGCCACCGCGCGAUGGCUCGAAGGACUAUCGUUCGACGUUGCUCGGGCUAAAGUAUGGCGGUGUGCCGAGCAUCAAUUCGCUGCACUCGCUUUACCAGUUCCAGGACAAACCGUGGGUGUUCGCUCAUCUGCUGCAGCUUCAGCGCCGUCUUGGUCGCGAUGCAUUCCCGCUGGUCGAGCAGACAUUCUUCCCGAACCCGAAGGAUAUGUUCACCUGGACACGGUUCCCAUGCGUUCUGAAGGCAGGCCACUGUCACGGUGGCAAAGCAACCGCCAAGCUCGACAACCCCGGGGCGCUUCAGGACGCAGCUGGCCUACUGUGCGGUACGGGACUCUCGGACAACGGUUCCUACUGUAGCCUGGAGCCGUACAUCGAUGCCAAGUUUGACGUACACAUCCAGAAGAUCGGUGCCAGCUACAAGGCGUUCAUGAGAAAAUCCAUUUCCGGCAACUGGAAGACGAACCAGGGUUCGGCCAUGCUCGAGCAAAUCCCAAUGACGGAGAAGUACAAAACUUGGGUCGACGAGGUGUCCGAGCUGUUCGGUGGUAUGGAGGUGUGCGGCGUUGCAGUGAUCGUCUCCAAGGAGGGCAAAGAGUUUAUCAUCAGUGCGGCCGACUCUACGUUCCCGCUGAUGGGUGACACCCAGGAAGAGGAUCGUCGCCAGAUUGCGGAUCUUGUCGUCGGCCGUAUGCAGAACGUGUGCCGCCCAUCCAUGAUGACGAAGGCCGUUUCGCGCAGUUCGAUCUCAUCGCGUGGUACUAGCCCAACGGAAGAUGCACCACCGGUACCGAUUGGUACGCGCCCGGUACCGGUUGGUGGUGGUCCACCACCGAUUCCGGAGCGCACAACGCCGGGCGUUGGUUCGAUCGGUCGUCACGGUAGCUUCAGCAGCCAGUCGGGUGAACCACCGGAGCAACCGUCCGAAAGGGCACCGACUCUGAACUCUGUGGGACGACGUGAUUCGCAAGCAUCUCAAUCGAGCAGCGUGUCGGGCAUAUCGUCGGCAUCAGCAGCCCGGUCCGGUGCGGGUAAAGCUCCACCAUCCACCGCAACCGGUGGUCCAUCGGUUGUGGAAGACGCGGAAGAUACGAUGAAAAAUCUGCGCAAAACUUUUGCCGGCAUCUUCGGUGACAUGUAGGAUUUGGCUAAGAAGAAGAAACAAACCCGCGGAGCGAAUGACAUCAGCAGCACUGCCGGCAGCGCCACCGGUAGCGUUUUAAGCACACGCGAAAGCUCCAUCGAUAGCGUGAUCGUGCGACCAACUGAACCGAUCGAAAAGCCACCCGGCGGACCCGGUGAACGACCGAUCCUGUGCAACGGUGCUCCCGGGCAACCGUUCAGCGCGAUCGGUACGAUCGGCACAACCAUCAACGCCGGCACCACCACCACCAUCACCUCCGGCAACAUGGCCGUCGCCGGCAGCAGUGUACAUAAAGUGAAUGUUUCUUCUUUGGAUGGUACCAGCGCAUCCAGCAGCAGUGGCCAAAGUUCCAGCAGCAGCUCCGCGGAACCGAAGCGCCCGGCGUACGAUCCGGCGCUGAGCGAGCGCAUCAAUCCCUUCGACAAGGACAGGAUCGUUGGUGCCGGCCGUGGCACCAGCAGUGGCAGCGACAGCAGCAUUACCAGCAGCGUGGGCAGCAACACAACUAGCAGUAAGAUCACAACCAACGACGACACCGAUCGUUACACAAUACAGCAAGGUAUCAGGGAACAACCAUCGCUAACCGGGCGCUUCCAGGCACCGGCAGCCGGUGGUGGUCUCGGUGCAGCCGCCGUCCCAUCGCCGGUCACCCUGCCCGCCACCUUCAGCACUACAGCAGCAACGACCGCUUCCGCUACUUCCGCCUUCCCGUCCUCCUCCGUUUCGUCCUUCUCCGUGUCUGGCUCGUCCGGGUAUUCGAGUGCCACCAGUACCGGCUUUUCGACACCGUCGGCACCACCGGCGGCGGCGGCGGCGGCGGCGACCAGCGAGCAGAAGAAGCAAGAGUUCGGCCGUACCAAGCGCGCCUCGUCCGAUGCCGAGAUUAUCUUCGGUGACCGUGGGCCCGAUUUCUACAGCAAGCGUUUGGAUCGUGCCGGCAGCCGGGGUGAGUUCCGACAGCGCACCGAAUCACUCACGGAUGCGGAACUCAUCUUCGGUACCAGUGCCGUUACUGGGCCGGCCACACCACCGAACAGUGCGGUUCCAUUCUCACCGGCGGCCAGCAGUCCGGCACCGGCCGGCACACGGUACGGUGCGUACGGAAGCCGCGAUAGUGCCAGCUUCAGCAGUACAACGUCCGAUACGGAGUUUGUGUACGGCAGGAAGGAUCCGAGCGUGCUGACGAAGAGCAUGUCCGUCGCAUCCGAUCGGUCGGCCAGUGCUAGUAAACCCUGGGCAAGGGUUGGCCCACGGGACGAUGAGGAGGAGUUCGAUUUAAAGUAAACUACUUGGCUUCUUAACCCUAACCUCACCGUUUCUUCUUCUACUUCUACUGUUUCGCUAUUUUCCCAACAAAAAAAAAUUCCUCCCGAGCAGACAGCUGACUGGAGAACAUGGAGGAGAUAGCUUCCAAAUUU